CAGCCUGUAGGUUAAAGUAGCGUCAAGAAUCUGCAGCUGCCAUGGGUGGCAGUGAGGACAAGCGCAAAAAGCGCAAGCUCGCGAAGGAGCAAACGACGGAGGCCCUCGACCGGUCCGAUCCGAAGGCCAGUAAGAAGAAGUGCAAGAAGAAGAAGAAGCAGGAUGCCGCUUCCUCUUGCCCAUCCGCGAGACCCUCGGAAGUCUCUGAUCCAAUAAUGGGAAAAGAUGAGUUAUCGAUGAAAGAAGAAGAAAAAGAAGCUAGGGAGCGAAAGCUGCGCAAGAAGGCGAAGAAGGAAUCGAAACGGGCGGCCGAACUGCUCAAAAUAUCUGAGGCCGAGACCGCGGAGACAGAGGUCAAGGAGCCCGCCGACAAGCUCCUGAACGGCACGACGAACGAGAAGCAGGAUGAGCAAUCCUCAAUUUCGCGCCUGAGCAAAGAGGAGAGGAAGCGUGCCAAGAAAGAGAAGAAAAAGCAAGAGAAAAUUGCCGCCGCCACGUCCCAUGCCACCCCACUCCCUUCCACCCCGUGCACCGCCGACGCCCCCCACCCCUUGAGCAAGAGCGAGGCCCAGGCCUGGUGGGAGGAGAACGAGAUCUUGGUCUCGGGCCCGGGGUGCGACGCCUUCCUCCCCACCCUCUCCUUCGCGGGGGUGGGUUUCCCCCCCGACUUGCUGAAGUGCACCGAGGGCUUCGCCCGCCCUACCCCCAUCCAGGCUCAGUGCUGGCCCGUCCUGAUGGGCGGCAGAGACAUUAUCGGCAUCGCCGAGACCGGCUCCGGGAAGACGCUCACUUUCAUCCUCCCCGGCUUGGAGCGCAUCCGCAAGGCAGGGGCCCCGGACGGUGGGCGCGCGGGGCAUGUCCCGCGCAUGUUGGUGGUUGCCCCCACCCGGGAGUUGGCGAUGCAGAGCGCGGAAGUGAUCGACGGCGUGGUGGAGGGCUCGGGUCUGCGCAGCAUCUGUCUCUUUGGCGGGGUGCCCAAACAGGAGCAGCGCCAGGCCUUAAGGGGGGGAGUGGACAUUCUGGUGGCGACGCCGGGGCGGCUGGCGGACUUGAUGGAGGAGGGGGAGUGCGACCUCUCCCGGGUAUCCUACUUGGUCUUGGACGAGGCGGACCGCAUGCUCGACCAGGGCUUCGAGCAGGCCAUCCGCGGGAUCGUGAGCCACUGUGUGCCCCGUGGCCGGCGGCAGACGGCGUUGUUCUCCGCCACCUGGCCCGUGGCCAUCCAGGCCUUGGCGGGAGAGUUCCUGGAAAAUCCGGUUAAGGUGACGAUCGGAGGGGAGGAUUUGAGCAGUAACAAGCGGGUGCAGCAGGUGGUGGAGGUGGUGGGAGAGUUCGAGCGGGAGGGCCGGCUGCGGGGGCUUCUGACGCAGUACCACGGUCGGCGCGACAACCGGGUUUUGGUCUUCGCGCUCUACAAGAAAGCAUUCAUGGAGACAAGAGCCAGAGCGACCGCAUCGCCGCCAUCGACGAAAUUCAAGACGAAGGAGGUCCCCCUGCUGGUGGCCACGGACGUCGCUGCCCGGGGCCUGGACAUCCCCGACGUGGAGGUGGUGAUAAACUACUCCUUCCCUUUGACCAUCGAAGACUACGUGCACAGGAUCGGCCGGACGGGCCGCGCGGGGAAGAAAGGCAUCGCCCACACUUUUUUCCACCAGGGGGACAAGGGCAAUGCGGGGGCUCUGGUCAACACCUUGCGGCAGGCGGGGCAGGAGGUGCCACCUGCCCUUUUGAAGUUCGGGACCGCGGUGAAGAAGAAAGAGCACAAGCUGUACGGGGCCUUCGGGCCGAGGGAGGGUAUGGAGGAGAAGAAAGCCACCAAGAUCGUCUUUGCGGACGACUGAGACAGGGUGCAUACGAGGGCGGAAGGGGGGUGAGGAAGGCGAACCAUGUAUGCUGGAG
Messenger RNA from Nannochloropsis gaditana CCMP526, 1899 nucleotides. RefSeq names its product dead box rna helicase. The record is from RefSeq and is a predicted model, not a curated record. Gene Ontology annotation, biological process: rRNA processing. Bases 42 to 1841 code for a protein of 599 amino acids. Gene Ontology annotation, cellular component: nucleolus. Gene Ontology annotation, molecular function: ATP binding; RNA helicase activity; RNA binding. The transcript has 4 exons.